This is a messenger RNA of Symsagittifera roscoffensis, 1175 nucleotides long. Its product is annotated as leucine-rich repeat-containing protein 72-like. The coding region runs from base 121 to 1113 and encodes 330 amino acids. The record is from RefSeq and is a predicted model, not a curated record. The transcript is spliced from 8 exons. NCBI's taxonomy places the organism in Eukaryota, Metazoa, Xenacoelomorpha, Acoela, Convolutidae.
CCGUAUCAUAUAUAGAACGCUUAUAGUGCACAGAAAACGUAAUAUAUUUUUAAUCAUAUUGGUCAAAUCAAGCUGGUAAAAACCAAAAACCAUUCAUUCAAUAUAUCUGAUCGUAACGGUAUGACUACACUUUAUAAUCGCCAUCAGCCUAAUACACAGGCUAAUCCGCUGAAAAAUAACCAACAUCAUCAGCAGAAGAAAGAGAAACAGCAACCGCCUCAAACGCGGUCAGAAACUAACAUCACGCAAACACAGACGCAAACGGUGCCUCCCACCAGAGCGAAUGCGGCUGCUGUAGAAUUGAUAAACAAGAUGAACACUGACAGUAUCAACAGAGCUAACCAGAGUAUCGUUGACCAAUUGAAAAAGCAGAAGUUGAUUCGAAGCAAGGAUGUGAGAGAUCUCUAUCUUUCCCAACUCGACCUCACAGAAGUGUGUGACCUGUCCGAGUUCAAGAACCUCAGACGAGUGUGGCUGAACCAGAACCGACUGCGAUUCGUGUCCUUCCUGCCCGGCAACUUCCGACUCUCCGAAUUGCAUCUGUCCGACAACAGCAUCGUCACAAUCCAGAACUCCCUUAGACACUUGACGGGUUUGCAGACUCUUAGUUUGAACAACAACCAGCUGAGCAGAAUGGAAGAAACGGUGGCUGAAUUGACCAACAUGCACGGUCUUCACAACCUCAAUUUAUUCCACAACCCCCUGACGAGUGAGCCUCAGUACAGAUCUUACGUGAUUCAUCAUCUACCUGAAGUGAUUGUGUUGGACCGGUCUCUCGUGAUGGAGGACGAGCGUUUGUUGGCUAAGCGCACAUUCGCCCAGGAGAGGAUGCGCAUGGAAGACUCGGUGGGGUUCGGUCGACUGAUCCGAGAGAAGCCGAGACUGAACAGACUCGACAACGGAUUAGUCAUCGCACCACACAAGGAAAUUGGCAACAACUACAAAAUGCCACCAAUGGGAGACGACGAAAAAGCGGCAGCUAAACGAGCCAAUCAGAGAACAGUGAUGGAGUUCACGCGAUUUGAUUGGUCCAAAGUUCCCCUAUCUGAGCAGAGGAGACUAGACCCGGAUGAAGAUUACGAAGCUCAACUAAUUACUGUUCGAUUCCAGUAACUGGAUAUAAAUUUAGCAUUAGUCAUCAAAUGAAAAUAAAAUAAAGUCAAAUGAUUAGCGCU